Trichoderma virens Gv29-8 is the source of this 1806-nucleotide messenger RNA. RefSeq lists its product as uncharacterized. The record is from RefSeq and is a predicted model, not a curated record. Bases 1 to 1806 code for a protein of 601 amino acids. Lineage: Eukaryota; Fungi; Ascomycota; Sordariomycetes; Hypocreales; Hypocreaceae. Gene Ontology annotation, molecular function: hydro-lyase activity. The transcript is spliced from 3 exons.
AUGGCUGAUUACGACCUCUCUCGGUCAAUCCAGCCCGCCGUCGGCAUGAGGCAGGGCCUACCAAACUAUGGCGAUCCUCACUUCUCCCUAUUUCUCCGCAAAGUCUUUAUCAAGGCCCUGGGAUACAGCGAAGACGCGCUUUCAAGACCAAUCAUUGGAAUCAUCAACACCUACUCGGGCUUCAACCCUUGUCAUGGCAAUGUUCCUCAGCUCAUUGAGGCUGCAAAGAGGGGUGUCCAGCUAAAUGGCGGGCUGGCCAUUGAGUUCCCGACUAUUAGCGUCCACGAAUCGUUCUCUUCUCCUACGAGCAUGUUCUUACGGAACCUUAUGAGCAUGGAUACCGAGGAGAUGAUUAAGGCGCAGCCGGUGGACGCGUGUAUUGUUAUUGGUGGAUGUGACAAGACAGUUCCGGCUCAGCUCAUGGGAGGAAUAUCUGCCAACAAGCCCAUCUUGCCACUAAUAACAGGGCCGAUGAUGCCAGGAAGCUUUCGUGGCGGCCGCAUCGGCGCUUGUACGGACUGUCGCAAUAACUGGGCUGCUUUUCGGGCAAACGAGAUUGAUAUCGAGGAUAUUUCAGCUCUAAAUGAGGAACUUGCUCCAACGGCCGGAACAUGCGGCGUCAUGGGUACGGCAAGCACCAUUGCGUGCCUUACAGCUGCCCUUGGACUCAUCCCCCUUAGAGGCGGCGCAACUGCUCCCGCUGUCUCAAGUGCUCGACUCAGAAUAGCUGAGCAGACCGGUGCAAAUGCUAUCGGAGCAGCCAAACACAAACUCACACCUCAGUCUAUCCUUUCUGAGGCAUCUUUCCACAAUGCCAUCACAGUUUUGCAAGCAAUUGGAGGUUCGACCAACGGGAUAGUGCAUCUCCUCGCCAUUGCAAACCGGCAUCCGGAGGUCUACGGCAAAAUUACUCUGCAGACGGUGGACGAGAUUGGACGGAAGACACCGUUGAUUGUGGACCUCAAGCCUAGCGGGGACAAUUACAUGACAGAUUUACACAAUGCUGGCGGCAUCCCUGCCCUUUUCAAUACGCUGCGGCCUCUCUUAUAUCUGGAUGCCCUGACAAUAACAGGACAAACACUUGGUGAAGCUCUGGAUGCUGAGAACUUCCGCUCGUUCCCGUUUUCGGCCCAAAUUAUUCGGCCUUUGGAUAACCCGCUAUAUCCAUCUUCAAGUCUUGUGGUGUUGUACGGCAACCUUGCUCCGGAUGGGGCCGUUAUUAAAGCGAGUGCUAGCAAGUACCGUCAUCUACUCAAUCACCGAGGCCGAGCUGUGGUGUUCGCUGGUCCUGAAGACCUUGCCAAGCGUAUUGAUGAUCCAAAUCUCGACGUUGAUGAAAAUUGCGUUUUGAUCUUACAGGGCAUAGGACCUAUUGGCUUCUUAAGUCCAGGCAUGCCCGAGGCUGGUUUGAUACCCAUCCCACGCAAGCUCGCAGCUCGCGGGGUCAAAGAUAUGCUGCGGUUAUCAGAUGGACGCAUGUCUGGCACGGCGGGAGGCAGCAUCGUAUUGCAUAUAUCGCCUGAAGCUGCAUUGCCAGAAAGCGUUCUCGCCAUUGUGAGAGAUGGGGACAUUAUAUGCUGUGAUAUGGAAAGUAGAAAACUUCAAGUGGAGAUCGAUGAUGAUGAGAUAACCAGGAGGAUAGCGGAUAGGAAAGCUAGACUAGACAGUGGGUUGGAAGCCCGUGGGCUUGCAGAAUCUAGGAGACGGCCAGCUCGCGGAUAUAGAGGGCUGUAUGAAAAGAGUGUGAUGCAGGCUCAAGAUGGUGUGGAUUUUGAUUUUUUGACUGCAGAUGGGGCAGGUCGGUAA